GAUUAAGAACACCUCUGCAGUCCCUGCAAACUUGUCAAAAUCGGUGUUUAUGUUUGUACUUCUGUCCCUGAGUUGGCCCAGCCUUACGUGGCAGACGUUGGGCAGCUGGAGUAAACGGAGAGCUUAAAUCUAUCCAAUUUCACGUAUUUUUGGAACUAUCUUGUUGGUUGAUUAAGUAGAAAGUUCUCCUCUGCCGUUGAAGUGACCGGAGCUCUAGCAUGAAUCCGGCGUAUCCGCCGCCACAACCUUCGCCAUAUGGAGCAGCUCCAGUAACUGGGUACGGGCAAUCGCCUGCUGGACAAGGGUAUGGACCUCCUCCCCAAAGAAAUUACGGGGGCGCUCCACCACCAGGAGCUAUGCCCGGGCCUGGAGUCAACAACUCACCUGGAAUUGCAUCAUUUCCAUUGAAUGGUCCAUCACCUCAGCCGCCUAACUCACAGGGUCCUAUGUCUGGAGCUCCAACUGGCCCACCAAUGGGUCCAUCAAGUGGUCUGGCAAUGGGCUCAGUAGACAUGAUGAAAUCUCAAUCGAACCACAUGGCAGGAGGUUUCCCACAUGGCCAGGGGCACCCUGGAUUGCAACCAGGUCUACAACAGAGACAACAACCUCAGCAGUUUGGUGGUCCUCUGCCCCAGGGUCCACCCCAAGCAACACCUCAGGGCCCACCUCAUCCACAAGGCCCUCCUCACCAGCAGGGUCCACCUCAACCUCAGGGCCCACCUCAACCGCAAGGCCCACCUCAACCUCAGGGCCCUCCCCAACCGCAAGGCCCACCUCACCUGCAAGGCCCACCUCACCUGCAAGGCCCACCUCACCUGCAAGGCCCACCUCACCAGCAGGGUCCACCUCACCAGCAGGGCCCACCUCACCAGCAGGGUCCACCUCACCUGCAAGGCCCACCUCACCAGCAGGGUCCACCUCACCAGCAGGGCCCACCUCACCAGCAGGGUCCACCUCAACCUCAGGGCCCACCUCAGCCUCAGGGUCCACCUAAGCCUCAGGCCCCCCACGGGCCUCCUCAAGCUAACCAGCCGUCUUUGCAAGGGCUUCAGCAAGGCCCAAUGCAGGGACCGCAGGGCCUUUCCCCUGGAAACCCGGGUCAAAUAACAGAGCAGAUGUCUGGUAUGAAUCUCAACAACUCUCCUCAAAGAUUUGGUGGUCCCUCCCUGGCUCAUGGUCCUCCUAUGUCAUCUCAACUUCCUCCUCAAUCUGGGGCCUUGAGGAAUGGUCCAGGUCAGCUCCCGCCUUCAAACCUUGGACCUGCAGGUUUCCCCCCUUCUCUAAAUGGAGGGACCCCGGCCAACACAGCUGCUGAUGGUACCCCUCAGUCUCCUUGGAUGCCAAAUUUACAAUCUCCCUCACACACCAGUCGGCCUCCUCUGCAACAGGGUAGUCCAUACAUGAAUGGGAUGCCAGGUCAACCUCUCCCUGGAAUGAAUAGAGGACCUCUGCCCCCUGGUGGUAAUACUAUGACAAAUGGUCCUCAAAUGGGAUAUCCUGGUGCAGUGCCCCCAAUGCCUGGUCAGUACCCUCCUCAGCCACAGCCUGGAAUGGGCUAUCAACAACAACCUGGUGUUCCCGGCUCUCAUAUGAACAAGGGCUACCCCCCUGCUCCGGGUGGAAUUCAGUCCCCGACACAGUAUGGUGCCUCUCAAGCCGGUAUGUUUCCUGCUCAGCAGCAAAAACAGCAGCAGAAAAGGUUGGAUCCAGCUCACAUGCCUAGCCAGAUUCAAGUUAUGGAAGAAGACGAGAAGAAUAAUGGAGGGGUAUUUGGCACCUGCCAGAAAGGGAAAGCCCCACCUCUUGUUACUACCAACUUCAUUGUUCAAGAUCAGGGCUAUUGUAGCCCUCGGUUUAUUAGAGCCUCUAUGUAUAAUAUACCAACUACAUCAGACAUCAUGAAACAGACCAAACUUCCUCUUGCUCUGAUCAUAAGCCCAAUGGCAGAAACAAAACCUCAGGAAAUGCCACCUCCUGUGGUUGAUAUGGGAGAGGUUGGUCCAGUAAGAUGCAUUCGCUGCAAAGCAUACAUGUGCCCUUUCAUGCAGUUUGUGGAUGGGGGGAGGAGAUUCCACUGUCUGUUCUGCAAGGCAACAACAGAAGUACCUGCAGACUACUUUCAACACUUGGACCACACUGGCAUGCGAGUUGAUCGCUUUGAGCGUCCAGAACUUAUGCUGGGUGCUUAUGAGUUUGUAGCAACCAAAGAGUAUUGCAGAAAUAAUACCAUCCCGAAACCACCUGCUUUAAUCUUCUGUAUUGAUGUAUCAUAUAACAACAUAAAGUCAGGAAUGGUACAUCUCUUGUGCUCCCGUAUGAAAGAGUUGUUGAAGAACUUGCCAAUAGAUACUGCUGUUGGGGCACAGAAGACAAACAUGAAAGUUGGUUUCAUUACUUAUAACAACACAGUUCACUUCUACAACAUAAAGAGUUGCCUUGCUCAACCACAAAUGAUGGUUGUUGGAGAUGUCCAAGAAAUGUUUAUGCCGCUUCUGGAUGGUUUCCUAUGUGAUGCCGAAGAAUCAGCAUCUGUCAUUGAUUCAUUGAUGGAACAGAUCCCAGCUAUGUUUGGGGAAACGAGGGAAACAGAAACCGUACUUGCACCAGCUAUUCAAGCGGGCAUGGAGGCAUUGAAGGCAGCUGAGUGUGCUGGAAAACUACUUGUUUUCCAUUCUUCACUUCCAAUCGCUGAGGCUCCUGGCAAACUCAAAAAUCGAGAUGACCGCAAGCUCUUAGGAACAGACAAAGAAAAAACAGUCUUAACACCUCAGAAUAAUGUUUACAAUACUCUUGGCCAGGAGUGUGUCGGAGUUGGGUGCAGUGUGGAUCUUUUUGUUUUUAAUAAUUCCUAUAUUGAUAUUGCAACUAUUGGUCAAGUUGCUCGAUUGACUGGAGGAGAAGUAUACAAGUACACUUAUUUCCAGGCUGACACAGAUGGAGACCGGUUAAUUGCUGAUUUGCAAAGAAACAUUAGUCGGUCCAUAGGUUUUGAUUCUGUGAUGAGGGUUAGAACAUCAACUGGAGUUAGGCCUACAGAUUUUUAUGGUCAUUUCUUCAUGAGCAAUACUACAGACAUGGAACUAGCAAGCAUUGAUUGUGACAAGGGAGUGGCAAUUGAGAUAAAACAUGAUGAUAAACUUGCUGAAGAUGAUGGAGUAUAUAUCCAAGUUGCAUUGUUGUAUACAUCUUGUGGUGGCCAGAGAAGACUUCGCAUUUUAAAUCUGGCUCUAAAGACAUGCUCUCAAAUGGCAGAUGUUUUCAGGACAUGUGAUCUGGAUACUAUUGUCAAUUUCUUCUCAAAGCUUGCUUGUUACAGACUACUUGAACAUGCACCAAAGCAAGUUAAAGAUGGACUUGUGAAUGUAUGUGCUCAAAUUUUGGCGUGUUAUCGUAAAAAUGUUGCUAGCCCUUCAUCAGCAGGCCAACUUAUAUUGCCUGAAACUAUGAAGCUACUUCCUUUGUACCUUAAUUGUCUACUGAAAAAUGAUGCAUUAUCUGGAGGUUCAGAUAUGACUAUAGAUGACCGAUCAUAUGUCAUGCAGGCUGUGAUGACACAUGAUGUGCCAUCAUCUGUUGUAUACUUUUACCCACGACUUAUGCCUCUUCACACUGUCAAUCCUGAUUCGGUUGACAUACCUUUCCCAGUUAGAUGCAGCAUCGAAAACAUGGAGGAUACUGGCGUGUACUUAUUAGAAAAUGGAAUCCACAUGUUCAUGUGGAUUGGCUUGGCCACCAGCCCUGAGUGGCUGCAAGCUGUAUUUGGAGUAUCAAAUGCCAGUCAAAUUGAUGUAGAAAGACCGUUCCUUCCUGAUUUGGACACUCCACUAUCACAUAGAGUGAGAAAAAUUAUAAGUGAUGUUCGGUCUAAAAGACAUAGAUGUAUGAGGCUUACAUUGGUGAGGCAGAGAGACAAAAUGGAAAUGGUUAUGAAACAUUUCCUAGCUGAAGAUCGUGGAGUGGAUGGCUCUCCUUCUUAUGUGGAUUUCUUAUGCCAGCUGCACAAAGAAAUUCGUGGUUUACUUGAAUAGUUUAAGCAGUAUAGGCUAAGAUGCCAACAUUAACAGAAAUGGUCGAUCUUGAGAUGUCUAUCUUUGUUGCAUGGUUUUUUGUAAGUCAAAGGCUAGUAAUUAAAACCAAUGCAGUCUGAAUUACAUUCUAAAAAAAUUGAAGACCUCAUUGGUGACUUUCACAUUUUAUUAAUGAUGAGGUGUAUUGCUACUUCUGCUCCAAUCACUGAGCCAGCCUAUAGUUCCUGGGUGGUGGUUGUUGGUACAAUCAUAACAUAACAUAAAUAGGAAAACGAAUUUUUCAGUUUGCUCAGAUUACGCGUUUUAAUUGUUUGCUCAAAGUUGCCUGAUUUUCAAUCGCAUGUUUCAUGACAUCAUUGAGCCAUGAGUUACCCUCAUACUUGAACCCUUCAACAAAAACUAUAACAACUUGUGCGACAACAUUUAAAUUAGGAAUUACAAGUUUUGUCUUAAAGUAACUUCAACCAUUAUGUUGUUUGUAAAUUGUAUAUUUUAGAAGACUGGUUACUUGAUCAUAAAGGUUUAGCAUUACUUUCAAGAACUGACAUUAGUUGUACUUUAUAAAAAUGCUGGUUUUUCUAUUUAGCCAUAGCAGUUUUGGUGUUUGAAGGAAAGAAAAAGCUGUUACAGCACUGCAUUAUCCAACCACUGCUGCUGCUGCUGCUGGGCUUUGUGCCGCUGGUCUGAACUAUUCAAAAUACUGCAUAACCUAUUCUACCACUGCAUCUGUAUUGCAUCACAUCAUAGGUGAGAGAUUGUUUUAUUUGUUUAUGAAUUGAUGAUGGAAAAACUAUCAUUCUUAAACUUACCAUUGUGGUAAAUCAUGUAUUUAGGAAAAUUAUUCUACCUCAAUUUUUCUAUGCAAUCAUCAAAGUUGGCUUUUGCCAUUAUGUAUGUGUGUAUGUAUGUUUUUGUUUCCAACAUUGUUUUGAAUUUAAAAACGUGUACUUCUUUUCUGGUAAUGAACAAACACACUAAAGUUCCCUUUGGUGUCUUGUGAUAUCAUGGUGUUCACUCUGAAGUUGCAAACUCUGUUCAAUAUUAUCCAGGGUAUGAAAAGCCUUCCACCUCUAACUCACUGUGCGAUGCAGGAAUCAGAAUUUUCCAUGGAAAAUCUGGUGAUGUAUGAUGAUUAUAUGACUCAUUGUGUCAAUUGGAUUAGAACAUAGCAACAAAUUUUAAAACUACAUAAUUUUUCCUUGCGGUUGGUUUUAAACUGACUAUAUCACUACUGUGUAAUUUUAUAUUUGUUUUGUGAUUUUCACAAAAAUAUUUGGGUCUGUAAGUGUGUACUUGGAAGUGUAUGUGUGUUUAUAUGUAAGAAAAACUAUUGUUGGUAAAUUACUAGGAGUGUAAAAUGUGUAUAUACUGCCCACUGUGUGUAUUUCUGUUUAGCUGGUACCUAUAGGUGUAUGUAUUCCAAUUUUGACUCUUUACUUACGUUCUGUACAUUUGAUCCAGCUUUCAAAGAAAGAAGCAGUGUUGCAUUUUUUAAAUCCCCUUGUGUUUUGAAAACUUGAUAUGAAAUAGUCUUUGAAAUUAUUUUGCUCGACACUGCAUUAAUGGAACUUCCAUUAAUGCAAUGCCGGACAAAUUUUUCUGGGACUGCUUGUUACCUUCCCACUGGGUUGACAGUUUCGAAUUCUGUGAUUCCAGGGACUGAGGGGAUAGUUAUCAUAGCAUGAUGGCAAUCACAUUUGCCUCCUUAUUUUAAUUGUUGAAAAUAUACAUUUCAUUUUGUUCUCAUGAAGUGUUUGUUGACUGUUUUGUUGUAGAGCACUUGUUUCACCGAAUAGGUGCUUCCAAUUUUAUCACUAUUUCUGUAGUUUUCUUCUGUGAAAUAUUUGUUUGCCAUUGUGUUUAUCAGUGAGGUUGGAGCUGAGGGUUGAAACCAGCACAUUUUCCGAUAAUCUGGAAUGGUUGUGGGAUAAGUUUGGCAAUAAAAGGUAUAAGACUAGCAGCAUCAGCUAAGUAGCUUGCAAUGACCAAGCAUUGUUAAUAAUACAAUUUUGAUGAGUCUUCAUAAAAGUGCAAAGAUUUAAUUUUUCUGACUUUUUCAGUGUUUUUUUUUUUUUUUUUUGUGAGAAAAUGCUUUGCAAAGUUGUAGUAUUGUAUCCAAUUCCAAUCUUUCCCUAAUGUAUUUUAUCUGGUACACACAUGCAUAUAUUUAUGAUAAACAAUUUACUAUGAAUAUUUUUAUGGAACGUAUUAUUGUUAUAAUUUUUCCAUGUUGAGAAUUGCGACACAUAGCGAGAUUCAUAAACAAUUGUAACAUACCAUUAAAAGAGGAUUUUGUGGAAUAAACGCUUUUAUUAUCAAA
This is a messenger RNA of Frankliniella occidentalis (western flower thrips), 6348 nucleotides long. RefSeq names its product protein transport protein Sec24C (gene Sec24CD). The transcript has 16 exons. Gene Ontology annotation, molecular function: zinc ion binding; SNARE binding. Lineage: Eukaryota; Metazoa; Arthropoda; Insecta; Thysanoptera; Thripidae. Gene Ontology annotation, biological process: COPII-coated vesicle cargo loading; endoplasmic reticulum to Golgi vesicle-mediated transport; intracellular protein transport. The record is from RefSeq and is a predicted model, not a curated record. Bases 219 to 4028 code for a protein of 1269 amino acids. Gene Ontology annotation, cellular component: endoplasmic reticulum exit site; COPII vesicle coat.